AUGUACAAAGCAAACUCACUUGCAGAGUUCCUUAAGGAUGAUAUGAGUUCCUUUUGGGAAGACGAUCACAGUGAUGGCGAAGAAACAGUCGCCGUGCACAGAUCAUCGGGUAUCAGAUUUUCUGACACUGUUGCCAUCCAAGAAAUCCUUUGCAUCAGCGACAUGACGACCCGAGAGGUUGCUGAUGCCUGGUACACCCAACAAGACUUCAAAAGCAUGAAGGCAGAAUGCAGACAGCUGGCCAAGUCGGUCAUCUCUGGCGACAAAAUUGAGAGAUCCUCGCACAUUUGCAUGCGUGGCUUGGAAGAGAAGCUUCGUCAACGUCACAAGAAGAUAAACCGAAGUGAAGCCAUUGGUGCAGUUCUUGACGAACAAGAAGCUCAAUUUGGCUAUGGAGAACAAGACCCCGAGAGGAUUGCACAUGUCUACCAUGAAUAUGCAGCACACUGCCUUGACGAAGCAAUUGAGCUCGCACUUCGAGAUCAAGAAUCAGCUCUCAAGUUACACAGCCUUCCAUCUGGUUCAAGGUCAUCGUCACCUGAAGAUGGCAGAUGCACGUCACGUAGCCCAGCCGUGCCUAAGGCUUUUUGUGACAUCGUAGCAGACUGUUCACGCAAAAUGCCGAGAAUACGAAAAGUCGCAGUUAAAACCCGAAAUGAGUUUUUGAGAUAA
Molecule: messenger RNA, 672 nt
Organism: Cylindrotheca closterium
Lineage: Eukaryota; Bacillariophyta; Bacillariophyceae; Bacillariales; Bacillariaceae
Source: the annotation of a GenBank genome assembly